Messenger RNA from Halteromyces radiatus, 4943 nucleotides. RefSeq names its product transcription factor/nuclear export subunit protein 2-domain-containing protein. NCBI's taxonomy places the organism in Eukaryota, Fungi, Mucoromycota, Mucoromycetes, Mucorales, Cunninghamellaceae. The coding region runs from base 52 to 4863 and encodes 1603 amino acids. The transcript has 4 exons. Gene Ontology annotation, cellular component: THO complex part of transcription export complex. Gene Ontology annotation, molecular function: mRNA binding. Gene Ontology annotation, biological process: mRNA processing; mRNA export from nucleus. The record is from RefSeq and is a predicted model, not a curated record.
AUUUUAUUCUGUACUUUUUAUUCGUAUUUAUAUAUCAAACAUAAAUACAAUAUGAGUCAGGAAGAAAUAGCUCUGGCUCUACAACAUGCUGAACAGUGGUCUCCUCAUGACAAUAUCAAUCCUUUACGACAAUUGAUUUCACAGUCUACCUAUUAUACUUACAUUGGUGAACGUUCCCUUGAUAGUUUUAUAGAUCUCUUUAAAGCACUAACAGAAGACAAAGAUGGAAUAUUUGAAAACAAAAACAUCGAUAUUCGACUCUUCUUUAUCAAUUCUAUGAAAACACAGGAUGUCAAUCUUGAAUGUAUGGAAGAAGCAAAACGUGAAGAAGAUCAACCCAAAAUUGCCUCAAGGAAAGCCAAUCUUAUUGCUAUGAUUAAAGGUGUUAUUGAUGCCAAUAUUUUAUCAGAUGCUGAUUGUAAAGUACAUUUCUCUAGUCAGUUAUUGGAAAGUGCAAAGGUGAUACCAAGCAAAUCCAUUUUUGAUCGUCGACUUAUUCGUAUGAAUACUGCCAUGUUGUAUAAACAAAACAAAUUCAAUUUAUUGCGCGAAGAUGCUGUCGGUUAUUCUGCUCUCAUUAACGAUAUUAUCAUUGGAAGUAUUGAUUUGGAACGUGACGAAUUCGGUCGACUACCUCCCACUCCCUUAGAUAGAGUUCCUAGAUUUUUGGAUAUUAUCUCAUCACAUAUCGGCAAUUUCCAUCUUGAUCCCAACCGGGUUUUGGAUAUAUUACUCGACUUUUUUAUCAAGGAAGUCUUACUCAAUUUCACCUUCUGGAUUGAACUAUUUAAACAGUCCGCUUGGAUUCGACAAUUGACUUUAUCGCCAUUGAACAAUAAUGAUGACAAGGAAUCUUCAACAACAAAUGAUAACAUUAACCACAGUACAGUCAUGGCUCACCUUCUUGGUUUCAAAUUUGAAUAUUAUCACACUUUAGAAAUCUCCCAAGCUCCUCAAGAACUUUAUUAUUCUUGUGCUCUUUUGAUUCAAAAUGGUUUGAUUCAAUUAGGUGAUUUGUUACCUUAUUUAGCUCCCAGUGAACAAGAAACAGAGAAGCUCAAGUCAGAAUACAUGGAAAACAUGAAUAAGGAAAUCAAAACCAACAGUGGUGGAUUGCUGGCUCAAUAUGGUGCUCUAGGUGAAGAAGGUACAACCAAAAAAGCGGCAAAAUCAGCAAAGGAUUUGGAUGAUGGGGAAUCUGCAACUCUAUCACGUACCUAUGAUGCAAAUGAUAUAGUGGAAUUGGUCAAAUCUCUUCUCUCUAUUGGUGAUAUUGUACAUUCUGAAGAAAUAUUAUCAAAGUACAACAAACUAUGUGACAUGUAUCCAGUACUGGCUCAUUAUAUAUACCGUCUUUGUUCUGUGAUCAUUGAACCUAGCUAUCAACACUAUGUCCCUGAUGAUCUCAAAGCUCGAUCAACUUACUAUAUGGAGUGUGCACAACAAUCGGAAUUAAAGGCUGUACUGUCAACAGGAAAAGGGAAGAUUCCACGAUUACCCAAACUCACUACUAUUUAUGUACUGGAUUGUCUCAAAGAUGGUUCUCAUGAUCUGAAGAAGAAACAAAUACAUCAAUUUUUUUAUACAAAAUGGGCUGAUCAAUUGGAAACUGCAACAACUUACGAUGAACUCUUGACGCGACUCAUGCCUGUUAUGCGAUUGGCUGGAUACCGUGCCUAUUUGGCCCCUCAACUUUUCCAAAAACUGUUACAAGUAGUUUCAGCUCUAUUCGAACGUGGUGAAGCUGUUCCAGAUUCUGAACAACGAAACGUAUGUACCAUCAUGACUCGUGAAUUCUUCCUUCCUGCUAUUUCAUUCAGUGACUGCAAUCCUGGUCUUAUGGCGAAUGUAUGGGAAAUAUUGGAAUUAUUUACCUUUCAAGAACGAUGCCGACUCUAUGGUGAAUGGGGAAACGACUUUUAUAAGAAAACCAUCGAAACCAAACUACUCAAGGCUCGCGUCGAACGAAAUGUCAAAUCAGUUAUGAGACGUGUAUCCAAAAAUGAUGUUCGUCAAUGUGGUCGUGACCUUGGCAAACUUGCUCAUUCAAAUCCUACUAUUGUCUUUUCUGUCAUGUUGGAUCAAAUACAAUCAUUCGACAAUUUGGCUCCAUACAUGGCGGAUGCAUGUCGAUACAUGAGCAACUUCUCUUACGAUAUUUUGGGCUAUUAUAUGACUGAAAAAUGGACUGGCUCUCAAGGUGCUGGUCGUAUGAAGAAAAUCAAGAUGAAAGAAGAUGGAAUCACAUCGUCAUGGUUACGGGCAUUAUCUGUUUUUGCUGGUAUGCUAUACAAGAAGCAAGGUAUAGAUCCCACCCCUCUUAUUCGAUAUCUGAUUUUCCGACUUCAAUACGACGAUUCGGUGGCUGAUCUGGUUCUCUUUAACGAAUUUGUGACGAAACUUUGUGGCAUCGAAAUUAUUGGUAGUACUUUGACGGAUGAUCAAAUUACAUCUGCUGGUUGUAGUGAUGCAUUGAAAGCUGAAGCAUUCCAACCCAUUUCAAACGACAAUCGAAAAGCGACAAAACGAGUGAUUACAAGAUUGAAGGAUACUUUGAAAAAGGACAAUGCUGCUUUGGAACUUUUGGUACUACUCUAUCGACUGAGUGAAAGCUGCUCCUCUCAACAAGAUAUCAGCACGCGUGAACGGGUGAAGCGACUGGAUCAAGUACAACAAACCAUCCUUCAAUAUACUGAACUUUUGACAACUGUAUUUGACCAAGCUGAAUAUAGUGCAUUGAUUCCUGGCAUUGAUGUACUGUUCAAGGACUAUGAUCUUCCCUAUAAUGUGGUGAUGCAAAUUAUGCGCCCCAAGACACGUUAUCUUUUACACAACAAUAUGGACACUGACACCAAAGAGGAUGAAAUACCACCUGUUAUGCAGCCCAUUAUUCAAGCCGUACCGUCUUUGAUGCCGAAUAGUGAAAUCUUUGAAAUCAUCACAGCUGAAUUCUUUGUCAUGUUUUGGCAACUUGAUUUAUAUGAUAUCCAUUGUCCAGUCAAACACUAUGAAGCCGCCAUCAAACGAUACACAGAUACAAUCAAUCAAUGCCGAGAUCCUCGAUCAGUCAUAUGCCAAACAAAUAGGCCAUCUGUGGUGACAAAAAUGGAACGACAAGCUCAAGCUAGCCGUGAUGCUCUAGAAGCUGAUCUUCCCAAGCAUCAACAAGACGUGGAAAAUACUAUGAAAAUGCUCAAGGCCUCUCAUUCACGAUGGUUUGUCAACAAGGUGGAUAGAAUCAUCCUUAUUAGAUGUAUUCUUCAAUAUUGUCUCUAUCCUCGUAGUGUCAUGUCUGAAGUGGAUGCUGUCUAUUGUUACAAGUUUGCCAUGAUCAUGCAUCAACUCAAUGUCAGCAAUUUUUCAAGUUUGACUCUGAUUGAUCAAAUCCUUUGCGAAAGUUUGCCUGCUACUCUGAUGACAUUUACCGAUUACGAAACAACUAUUCAUGCUCGAUUUAUAUUCAAGACCUUUUCCAAAAUGUCACGAUGGUACAAGGAUGAAAAACUAUUCAGUGAAGAAGCUCAUGGUGAAGGUUUGAUUGGAUUUCAAAAAAGCUGGGUGGUCCAGAUGUCUCAAGAAGUACCUAAAAAGGAUCUCCUCUGUCACGCUGAUUUCAAACGGGUAAUGGGAAAAUGGCAUCAAAAAUCAAGUCAAUUCUUUGAACAAGCUCUACGAUCCGGUGAUUCUCAUCAGAUACGAAAUACUUUUUUGAUUCUUCGACAAUUUAUUCCUCACUUCCCUGCUAUCCGUGAACAUGGCGAAGCAUUAGUCAGUGCAACUCAAUUUUUGGCAACAACGGAAAAACGGGAUGAUCUCAAAGUGUUGGCACGAAGUUAUCUUGGUCUCAUUGAAAAGAAUCGAUCACGUUGGGUUAGCAAGAAUCACUUUAAUGGUCAACCAGAACCUCCUACUUCACCACCAUCUACAAAACAAACAUCAACAUCACAAUCUCAACCGCAAUCAACAUCAAAACCAUCAACCCCUCGACAAAAUCAUCACCGUCAUCAUGAUGAAGAUCGUACGUUGGAUAAUACAACCUCAACAUCCAGCAAUGGAACAAUCACGGACAAUACAGCUAGCAACGAUCGUAAGCGCUCCAACAAGGACGAUAUCCCUUCAUCACUCUCUAGUCGAUCUUCCUCUUUUACCACUGGAGGUGGUGUCAAAAGACUUCGCAGUGAUGAAAUGCAGUCAUCUUCAUCUCGUCGUGAUAUUCCAAGUGAAAGCCGUCAUGUUAGCAGCAGCAGCUCUAGUCGUUAUCAUCGAACGGAUGCAACUUCUUCAUCAUCAUCAUCAUCAGGCCGACAUUCUCCAAGGGGCUCUUCUAGUCGUGGCGUGGAAAUUGUGUCGACAUCAAUAAGUUCUACAACAAGGGAAGGUAUCAGGAUACGUGAUCAAGCAAGGGAUGCUAUUCGUGAAGCAGCAAGGGAUUCAUCAUCAAGAUCAUCUCAACCGACGAUUUCAACAACAUCAUCACACUCAGCGUCAUUGACAGCCAGCAAUCACAACUCGCCAACUUCUACCAAGGAAAGCACAAGGGAGUCAAGGCGAUCAACAAAGGAAGAUCGAUCCAGUACUUCACGUAGUCAUCAUCGUGAUCUUCAACAAGAAUCAGUUAGGGACGACCGACGUGGCGUUACUACCGGCAGUAGCAGUACCAGCAGCAGUAGUUCUCACCCAGUGGCAUCCUCUUCUUCAGUGACUUCAAGUGGACGCAAACGUGCAAUUGAUGAUGAAAAGGAAAAACAAGCUCGCGACAAGAUAGAUAAACGAUACAGAACCGACAGGCAUUCAAGGGAUGUUCGACGGGAAAAGGAUCGUAGUGGAAAGGACUAUCGUGACAAGAAACGCAAUCGCAGAUGAUCUAGUUAGUUGAUAUUUUGUUUUUCUUUUUUUUAUAUAUAUAUAUAUAUAAUUUAGUUAUUUUUAUUGUGAAUAAAGAC